Candidula unifasciata is the source of this 451-nucleotide messenger RNA. The record is from the annotation of a GenBank genome assembly. NCBI's taxonomy places the organism in Eukaryota, Metazoa, Mollusca, Gastropoda, Stylommatophora, Geomitridae.
AUUUUUGUCUAAAAUUACUGGCGGAAAGAAAAAGAGAAUCCAGCAAAGAUUAGCAGAUGGUGGAGCUGAUAUUAGCAAAGAUUACUCUAAAGCUAUUGAAGAGAUGAUGAAACGAAUCAAACAGGGAAAGUUUGGUUUGAAAGCUGUACAAAUGAACAACACAGUGGGUGACAGUGUUGAUUCUGCUGAAGGAAGCAGCUCCUUGAAGCCUUCGAAUUCCACUGAAGAAGAUGGCAAGGCUAUUAAGGAGUUACAGAACAUUCUGAGUAAAAUGAAAAAGGUUCGCAGUGAAGAUGAUAUUGUAUCAUUGAAUGAGCCACCUGCAGAUAACGAUUCCGAGUUUGCUAAAGCUUUCAGGAAAAUGCAUCAAGCAAAGCAAGAAAAAAGCACUGAAAUAAUCAAACCAACGCCUAAGAAAAGACUGGCUAUCAUCGCUGAUGAACAGGAAUAG